Molecule: messenger RNA, 492 nt
Organism: Strongyloides ratti
Lineage: Eukaryota; Metazoa; Nematoda; Chromadorea; Rhabditida; Strongyloididae
Exons: 4
Coding region: 1-492 (163 amino acids)
Source: RefSeq, a predicted model, not a curated record
AUGCCAAAUCGACGACUUUUUUUACUUUUUUUAUAUACAUGUUCAAUUACAUUAGCAUCAUUACUCUUUUUAUGGUCCGGUAUUUAUUGCCAAUUUUAUCAUUGUGUCAUUGAUAAGUCAGAUAAUCCACAAUCACGAGGUUUUAGUAACUUAUUUUCAAAUGAAGAUUUAAUCACAAGUGAUCCAGAAAAUAUUACAGAUUAUGUUCCUACAUUAUCUUUAGUAAUUUCAAUUUUAUUAUUAAUAUCAUCUACAACAUGGUUUAUUAACAAUACCAUAUAUAAGGCAACUGAAUUUAUGAGAAAUUAUAAUUGUCUUGAAAUGCCUUCUGCUGUCUUUUCUUCUCUGUUAUCUGGUGUCUGUGCUGUUGUAGAAAUUCAUUAUACAUAUCAUGAUCAAAGUACAUAUUGGGGAGAAAAAUGGUCAUUUCCUGCGACUGCAGCUUCAUUAUUACUUUUUAUUCAUGCCGCUAUCGUUUUUGCACUAACAUAG